Messenger RNA from Suillus plorans, 1235 nucleotides. RefSeq lists its product as uncharacterized. The transcript has 12 exons. The coding region runs from base 175 to 1194 and encodes 339 amino acids. The record is from RefSeq and is a predicted model, not a curated record. NCBI's taxonomy places the organism in Eukaryota, Fungi, Basidiomycota, Agaricomycetes, Boletales, Suillaceae.
AUUUCUAAAUUUGAGCAUGGCUAAUCCAGUCCACUCACUUGCAAUAGUGACCUCUCACCGCUCAACACUACUUGAGCUCGCUCACCGACCCAGUGAUUGUAGCAUGCUCACUUCCAACCACUGAGUAGCCUUGUUGAAGUUCUGGUUCGUCUACGGCACUGCCAGUGGCAAACAAUGACACUUCAAUGGAUCAGCGAUGGAUGGUGGUAUAUGAAGCGCGAAGGCAAUAGUUAUGCAUCCACCAAUAUCAAGCAUGAAAAGAUCACUCAUGUUAUGAAAUUUCCAGGACUCACGUUCGGACGAGAGGUGGAACUGAUCUGGAGGCAACGGUGGUCCAUGAUGACCGUUCUGUAUCUCGUUGCACGGUAUCUUGGAAUAGGAUUCGCUGUGUAUGUUUCAACGUUUAAGCCGUUGGUGUUGCGCUCAUUACCUAUCUCUCACCAUCAGGAUCGCCAUGUUGAUGAGUAUUCCGCACCGAUGCCUUCUAUUCCUGUACGAAUAACUGAACUACCAUGCAGAGAACUUCAAUAUAACGACUCCCACAGUUGCCUUAUCUUAGACGACACACUUAAUUGGACGGGUAACGUUGCAGAUGCAAUACUGGGCGUUAUCAUGAUCGUUCGGUUACAUGCUAUGUAUCAGCGAUCUGGAAAGGUGCUGAUAUUUCUCGUUGUCAUCUUUCUGGCCAUUAGAAUCGCCAACGUAGUGAUGGUCGCAAUGAUAAUGACGCAAGUUUCAGUACCAGAGGAAUUCAUUCUCUACGGCACCUAUCAGUGCAACAUUGUCUAUACAGGAGAUUCCCUAUUUCUAACUUCCACGACUUGGAUACUUGGCACUAUAUGGGAGGUCCUUGCACUGUGUCUAGCGGUCUGUAUUGCUGUAAAGCACUUCCGUGAACUGCGAAGACACUCAACAGGAGGUAUUAUGGAGGACUGUUUUACGGUGUUAAUGCAAACUCACAUCAGUUUAUUAUCUCCAACGCUCUUAGCGGAUCAAAUGUCCCAGGGUGUUCAGAUUUAUCUUGGUUUCGCUCAAAUCGCCUACAUGGUGCAGCUGUCUGUGCUGGGACCACGCUUCAUCCUUAGCGUUCGAGAAUAUCAUGCAAAACUCGUGGCCGACUCCGAUACAGCAACCGCUAUGACUUCAAUUGCUUUCGAGGAACGCGUCCAUGUGGAAACCAACAGUAGCGUUUAACGCAGGACAUUCUCAAUAUGCGAUGGGCGGGUACCAGGUAG